AGAUGGCAGGCUUGUGGUGAGCAGCGGUCAAGGGAUGAAAAUGGGUAUGCCUACAAGCAGAGUUUAAAAGCAGUUUCUCUUCAAAUGAUCUUUCCUCUCACCUGAUAAACAUCUUGAUUCACCAUGGCAUUAGCAGCAGCAAAAUGGACGAUAUCAAACAGGACUGUCUUGAAACAUUUAAUUCCAAUUCAAAAUGGAGCUUUAUGUUGUGUUAGUCAUAAAUCUACAUAUUCUUGUCUUCCAGAGGACUAUAAUUGCAAGGUAGAGCUGGCUUUGACAUCUGAUGGCAGGACAAUAGUGUGCUACCACCCUUCUGUGGACAUUCCAUACGAACACACCAAACCUAUCCCUCGGCCAGAUCCUGUGCAUAAUGAUGAAGAAACACAUGAUCAAGUGCUGAAAACCAGAUUAGUAGAAAAAGAUGAACACAUUGAGCAAGGACCCAUGAUAGAACAACUUAGCAAAAUGUUCUUUACUACUAAGCACCGUUGGUAUCCUUGUGGACAGUAUCAUAGAUGUCGUAUGAAACUGAAUCCACCAAAAGACAGAUGAUACUGAGGUUUUCAGAAGUCAAAGAGAAAUGUUACCCUGUGUCUCAUUUGCCAUGAGAAAAUGCAAUCGGGUAUAUUCACUAAUAUGUUAUAUAGUACAAUUUCAUAAUUAGAAUGUGUAUUAAGUAAUUCUGGAUUUGACAUUCCUAUUUACAGAAACCUAUUUCAUCUUAUUUUUCUUUUGAGAUAUUAAAGUCUAUAAUUUGUUUUUAUAUGUCUAGUAUGAUAAAGUAUUUUUAUAUUAUAAGCCAAAUAAUAUUAGUACUAUAAAAAUGAUUAAUAAAAAUGUGCAUG
Manis pentadactyla (Chinese pangolin) is the source of this 845-nucleotide messenger RNA. RefSeq names its product 39S ribosomal protein L42, mitochondrial-like. The record is from RefSeq and is a predicted model, not a curated record. Gene Ontology annotation, cellular component: mitochondrial large ribosomal subunit. NCBI's taxonomy places the organism in Eukaryota, Metazoa, Chordata, Mammalia, Pholidota, Manidae. The transcript has a single exon. The coding region runs from base 124 to 552 and encodes 142 amino acids.